GCCCGGAUCCGGAUCUGCGGUGGCUUGCAGCUCGGGUGUGCGAGUGCCGGGGAGAUGGCCACGGGGACAGACCAGGUGGUGGGACUCGGCCUCGUCGCCGUUAGCCUGAUCAUCUUCACUUACUACACCGCCUGGGUGAUUCUCUUGCCAUUCAUCGACAGCCAGCAUGUCAUCCACAAGUACUUCCUGCCCCGAGCCUAUGCUGUCGCCAUCCCUCUGGCUGCCGGCCUCAUGCUGCUCCUGUUUGUGGGACUGUUCAUCACCUACGUGAUGCUGAAGAACCAGAAAGUGACCAAAAAGGUUCAGUGAAGGCCCAGCAGGGCUGAGGCUGCUGGCCCUUCCUCUGCCUCCCCUCCAAAGGUGGGGUGCAUAGGACCCAUCCAGGCACUGCAGCCCCCUCCAGCCUGGCUGCCCUGCAGACAUCCCCGUGGGAUGGAGCUGCUUGGGACGUACGACACAGGCCUGCUCCUUCCCUGCUCAACCUUCCAGAAGCCAGGAGGGAGGAUUACCUGGAAGCCUCCCCCUCACCCCUUUCUGGCUCAGGGCCUGAAAGAUGCCGGUCAUCCCUACCUCACCUUCAGACUCCCUGUUGCCUUCUCCCCUGGGUUCUACCCUUGUUUCAGUUUCCUUCCUGUCACCUGCUGAUGUUGGACUUGGUAGGUUCCAAGCAUCAUGCGACCUUUCCCCACAUGUCCUGCUCCUCCUCGGAGACAGCUUUCCCAGGUCUGACAUAGCCCCAGGCCCCACAAAGCCUAAGGGGAGAACUGACAGGCUCUGGGGUUACCCCCAGGCCUCAGGGUCCAUUAGGAUGGCCACAGUGGGCCCCCAGACCAACUGCUUCUCAUAGAGGCCCAGCCCCCCAGCCC
Messenger RNA from Odobenus rosmarus divergens (Pacific walrus), 866 nucleotides. RefSeq names its product dolichyl-phosphate mannosyltransferase polypeptide 2, regulatory subunit (gene DPM2). Gene Ontology annotation, molecular function: enzyme regulator activity. Gene Ontology annotation, cellular component: endoplasmic reticulum membrane; dolichol-phosphate-mannose synthase complex. NCBI's taxonomy places the organism in Eukaryota, Metazoa, Chordata, Mammalia, Carnivora, Odobenidae. Gene Ontology annotation, biological process: GPI anchor biosynthetic process. The record is from RefSeq and is a predicted model, not a curated record. The transcript has 4 exons. The coding region runs from base 55 to 309 and encodes 84 amino acids.